AUGUUCAACUGGCCGGCAAACUUGUUGCUGAUUGCCUCGGCGGCGGUCGCUUAUGCCCUCAUUAUUUUGCUAUGGCGAUUGUUUCUUUCCCCUUUGGCCAAAUUUCCCGGACCUAAAUGGGCAGCAGUGUCGCUCUGGGCCGAGUUUUACUAUGAUGUGGUUUGUCGUGGCACCUUUGUCUGGCGCAUCGAGGAUAUGCACCGGCAAUAUGGCCCUUGUGUGCGCAUCAACCCAUACGAAAUCCACAUCAAUGACCCCGAAUUCUACGACGAGCUCUACGUCCAUACCAAAAAGUUGGACAAAUACAAAUGGUGGACAAACCUUGCUGGGGCUGAUGGCAGCAGCUUUUCCACCAUCCCUCACGAGCUGCAUCGCCUUCGUCGGGGAGCACUCAACCCCUUCUUCUCUGCCCGAUCUGUCAGCAAACUCGAGCCUUUAAUCAGAUCGAAAGUAGACAAAUUAUCUUCCCGAUUGAGCGCCUUGGCAAAGUCCGGAGAGGUUGUCCGACUUGAUGUUGCCUUCAUGGCCUUGACCAUGGAUAUCAUUUGUGACUAUAGCUUUGCCCUCGAUCCCAAAUAUCUCGACGAAGCAGAUUUCAAGCUGGAGUGGAAGCAGACAAUCAUUAGCGCAUUUGAGGGCGGCGCACUUGGGCGACAGUUCCCAUGGAUGUUGCCGUUGAUGAAGCGGCUUCCAAUCUCAUUCGUGACCGCGUUGAACCCUCCUCUGGGUUUCUUGCUGCGGUGGCAAGCAGGUGUAGAAGAACGUGUAAAGCCCAUCCUAGAUCGAAAAGACGACAUAUCGCUAUCGGGUGAUAAAGAAGCGUCCACCAGAACUAUCUUCCAUACUUUGCGAGAUAGCGACUUACCUGAGAGGGAAAAGACUCUCCAAAGACUGUGUGACGAGGGCCAAAUUCUCACUGGCGCUGGAUCUGAAACAACUGCGCAAACGCUGGCUCGUCUAUUCUUCUACCUACGACAGAAGCCAAGCAUCCUCACGAAGCUACGGGAGGAAUUACAGCGAGCCAUUCCUGAUUCUGCUUCUGUUCCAUCAUGGGUUGAGUUGCAACAGCUCCCGUAUUUGACUGCUGUUAUCAAAGAAGCCCUUCGACUUUCCUAUGGAGUUACUACCCGGUUGCCUCGUGUUGCUCGCCAGGACAUCAGAUAUAAGGAGUACACAAUACCCGCUGGCACUCCAAUCUCACAGACGCCGUAUUUUAUUUUGAUGCAUCCCUCCGUGUUCCCUGAGCCACAAGAAUUUCGACCAGAGCGGUGGCUUGAAUCCGGCGAAAAGGACAGCAGGUUAGAUAGAUAUCUUGUCAACUUUGGCAAAGGCAGCCGGCAAUGCUUGGGAAUCAACCUCGCGCAUGCGGAGAUUUACCUCACCACAGCAACUCUUGUCCGCCAGUUCGAUUGGGAUCUUUACGAAACGACACUCGACGACAUUGUUUGCAAGCGAGACUUUUUCGUUGCAGUGGCUAGCUUGGAUAGCAAAGGCGUCCGGGCUACAAUGUCUAUGAGAAAUGACAAUAAUACAUGA
This is a messenger RNA of Pochonia chlamydosporia 170, 1536 nucleotides long. RefSeq names its product benzoate 4-monooxygenase cytochrome p450. The coding region runs from base 1 to 1536 and encodes 511 amino acids. The transcript is spliced from 5 exons. The record is from RefSeq and is a predicted model, not a curated record. Lineage: Eukaryota; Fungi; Ascomycota; Sordariomycetes; Hypocreales; Clavicipitaceae. Gene Ontology annotation, molecular function: heme binding; oxidoreductase activity, acting on paired donors, with incorporation or reduction of molecular oxygen; iron ion binding.